AUGGUGCAGCAGCGAAUUUACACGGAUAUCGAAGAAGACACCGUUUAUUUGCAGCUUCUUCUCAUCACUGUCGCCUCAUUGGUUUUAGUCGUUUUUGUUGUCUCCAUCAUUUUUUCUUGCUGGUGGAUUAAGAGUCGUCAGGAAAGUUUGGAACCUGUUUCGUGCUACGUAGAUGCAUCAGAAAAGCCGGAAUAUACAGAAGAUUGUCGCCUCGAUGGCAAUGAUACGGUGAAUGUUGACGGUGAAAUUGAACUAAUUUCACUGGGGCAAAACAUUUUCAACUCAUGUGAAGAUGCCGUUAAGAAUAAGCUUACAGGUGGGGAAUACACCACUUUCACAGCGUUGUCUGGCUCAAAGGAAGGUGCAGACGAGGUGAAGGGAAAAGAAAGCGAUGUGGACGGAGCUAAACGUUUGACGGAAGCCAAUGCUACUCUGCCGGGGACGACGCACACCCUUCCACGAUACAGCAUCGCGGGAAACAAUGGAACAGGAAGUAGCAAUGCUGCGGUUAUUGGAAUUCCACCCUCUAUCAUUUCAUCCACAGUGGCUUCGACUGUGAAUACGUUCGGCGCGUCGCUACCACGGAUGUCUGGUGUGGAGAGAGUUGGAAUGACGGGUCUGAAGAUGGGACACUCCUCUACAACAGGAAGGACUCGUCAUGUGGCGAAGGAGUUCCUGGACGAAUCAGUAUUGAAUACUGCUGCUCGAAAAUUGAAGGGGUCCAACGAACAGGCAAUGAGGCGUCCACCGCUGUCGAAUAUCGUAUCGACUGCUACUACUGGCACACCGCCGCAACAGGUCAUUCUUCUGCCGACCGCCUCUACAGGAACAGCUGGAGGUGAACAGGCGUUCCUGCUGGCGUCAACUGCGGCCAUGCUUACUGUCAGGCGAGUGGAUGGAUGGAAUGUAUCCAUGCCUCUUGCCUGCAGGGUCGAGGUAUACAUAAUGAUCAUUGCAAAUGUUCGACGGGCAAGACUUUGGCUUUAG
Messenger RNA from Hydatigera taeniaeformis, 987 nucleotides. Lineage: Eukaryota; Metazoa; Platyhelminthes; Cestoda; Cyclophyllidea; Taeniidae. The record is from the annotation of a GenBank genome assembly.